Messenger RNA from Penicillium psychrosexuale, 1155 nucleotides. RefSeq lists its product as uncharacterized. Lineage: Eukaryota; Fungi; Ascomycota; Eurotiomycetes; Eurotiales; Aspergillaceae. Gene Ontology annotation, molecular function: FAD binding. The transcript has 2 exons. The record is from RefSeq and is a predicted model, not a curated record. Bases 1 to 1155 code for a protein of 384 amino acids.
AUGGCUCUGAAAGUCCUCAUUUGUGGCGGAGGUGUCGCAGGUCCGGCUUUGGCCUUCUGGCUCGUCCGAAAUGGUCACCAAGUUGUUAUCGUCGAACGGUCCCCAGUGCUAAGAGCGACAGGUGCCCAGAUCGACCUCCGUGGACAAGGCAUCGAGGCCGUCAAACGCAUGGGUCUCAUGGACGCCGUUCGCGAAAAGCUCGUCGACGAAGCAGGCGUCUCCUUCAUUGACGCGAAGGGCAAUGUCAGGGGGGAAGUCCUAGCCAAUAAGUCUGGCAAGGGUGCACAGUCUAUGACAUCCGAGUAUGAGAUCAUGCGCGGGGAUCUCGUGCGCAUACUUUACGACGCGACAAAAGACAAAGUGAAAUAUAUAUUCGGCCAAACGGUGGAUGGCUUCGCGCAAAAUGACCAAGGGGUAGUCGCAACCUUUUCCGACGGUUCUUCGGAUAUAUUUGAUCUACUGGUUGGAGCAGACGGGCAGGGCUCGCAAAUUCGAAAGCACAUUCUACCCCCCGAUGCCCCGAACGAAUAUCACCAGCUCGGUGUACACAUGGCGUACUGGUUUGUCCCACGGAUUGAAACUGACAGCAAUAUGUGCAAGUCGUACCUCUGCCCGGGCGGCCGGACGAUCCUGACAAGAAGCCACAAUCAAGCGGAAACCCAGUUGGGCAGCAAAAAACAGUUUCGCGACGCGGGGUGGCAGGCCGAUCGCUUUAUUGAAGGGAUGGACACCACAGAGAACUGGUUCUGCCAGAAUAUCGUCCAAAUCAAGACAGAUACCUGGCACCCCGGUCGGGUUGUCCUUCUAGGGGAUGCGGCAUACUGUCCUUCUCCCUUGAGUGGAAUGGGGACAAGUAGUGGUCUGGUUGGGGCAUAUGUCCUAGCUGGAGAGCUUGCUCGCAGUGACGAUUUGUCCCAGGCCUUCCAAAACUACCAUCAAAAAAUGCGACCUUUCAUCGACCUAGUUCAGCCAUUCAACACUGGAUUGCUCCGAUGGGCAAUCCCCAACUCACAAUGGGAAAUCUCACUUCUUCAUCUCGUUAUAGGACUAGCUUGUUUCCUUCACAUACCCCAACUGUUGUCACGGUUCUUAAGCGAUAGGGAUGGGGACUGGAAACGCCCUGUUUACCCAGAACUGGAGGUUGAUCGGACAUAA